AUGAGGGCCCACCCCACCCAAGAGCGCUUAUGUCAUAUGGGAACUCUCGGCUGGAAACAAUCCUUAUGGUUUUUAUAUCCCGUUAGAAUAAUAAGAAAGAAUCAAAGUCCAGGUUGGUUGGUGAGCCUAGUGAUAGGAGACUAUCUAGCUUGGUUCGGAGAGCACUUGUUGGGUUUCAGAUUCAUUUUUUGCUAA
This is a messenger RNA of Triticum turgidum subsp. durum (durum wheat), 195 nucleotides long. NCBI's taxonomy places the organism in Eukaryota, Viridiplantae, Streptophyta, Magnoliopsida, Poales, Poaceae. The record is from the annotation of a GenBank genome assembly.